AUGUUUAAGCGGCUCAUGCCGCCAGGCGACGUUUUCUUCGGCUACGUAGAUGAGAACGAGUUGCUUCUUGGAGAGAAGGUUGAGUUUUCAUGGCGCAAGGGCUAUCGACAGACUCCCCUGGCCAUGGAUUCAGCCUAUGAUGAUCAGACACUGCGACCGCUGCGCCAGUUGUUGAUCUUUGAGUUUUGCGACGUGAAGACUCAAAGCAUAGCUGCGCAGAGAACCAAAACAGCCCGGUUCAAAAAAAACCAGGACCUGCGGGGCGGAGACGUGUUUGUUUCGUCUCGACGGCCGGGGUUGACCACUUUAACGCAGCCGCAGCUUCAGGCUAUGAUCCAGAACCGAAACGAGAGAUUUGACGCUGCUGUGGCCUCGUGGAACGGGAGCUACAAAGAUUUGCAAACUUCUGCGCAAGAAACCAUGCCACAGGCGCCCGUGUUUGAUGACCCUGUGGAAGAUGUGCCCAAGAACCAAGAGCAAGAUGAAAACCAUGAGCAAGAUUCAAAAAACCAAGAACAAGAUUCAAAGACGACUGGAACAAAAGACCUUCUAGAGUCUGAAGGUAAAGGACAUACAAGUGAGUUGGAUAGAACCAACUCUGCAGUGAAGACCGAAGUGGACCAUAGUGGCAAUGAAAAACAAAUAUCCAACACAAAAGAAGCCGACUGCUCCACCAAUUCCGGAACUCAGUCUCAAAAACCUUCGGCCGCGGCCAUGCUCGCUGCGCUCAAGUCCCCGCCCCUUUUUCGCAGCCAAACGUUCGUUUCUGCGCCGCUCUGCGAGCCGCGCCCCGCCAACUAUGCGCCCGCGCCCGACAUUGUGCACCCAGAGGCUGCGGCGGCCUUAUGGCGCUCGGCCCACAUUGACUCUGCGCGCCUCUACUCGCACCAGGCCGCUGCCCUCUCGGCCCUACUGCGAGGCCACCACACAAUUGUCUCCACCGCCACCAGUCUGGGCAAAUCUCUCGUUUACCAGCUCCCAAUCAUCAGCGACAUUUUACGUGACGCCGACUUGGGCGCAAACACAGACCGCCGCACCGCCACUGCUCUUUUUGUUUUCCCGACCAAAGCGUUGGCCCAGGACCAAAAACGCCAUCUUUUGGCCUUGCUCGCUCAGCUUCCUGGCCGCAACAUCAUUGUCGACACUUACGACGGCGACACCUCGUCCAAAGACCGGCGCCAUGUGCGCUCGUUUGCUGAUAUCAUCUUCACCAACCCAGAUGCCAUUCAUGCGGCGAUUCUUCCCAAUGCGCUCGACAGUAACUGGCGUGACUUUCUCGCGUGCUUGAAGUAUGUGGUUGUGGAUGAGUUGCACGUGUAUCGAGGAACUUUUGGUGUGAAUGUGGGCUUUGUCAUGGCCCGGCUCAAUCGCAUGUUGGAGAGACUUGCUGCUCAUCCACUCUAUGUCUCAUGUUCUGCCACAAUUAGCAACGCAGAAGAACAUUUCCGGGCCGUUUGUGCCCUUCCAGACGAUGACGUUGUGGAACAUGUGGAUGAAGACGGGAGCCCUGCCACGGAAAAGAUGCUAGUGGUAUGGGAACCGCCUGUGUUGAUGAACAAGAGGGGCCAGACACAUCUUCGGGGGAAGGGACUGAUGUUGAAUGCACCGAAAAUGAGAAAUAGAAAUGUGACUAACGGACUGACUGUGGCAGAUCCUUCUCCGUCUCUGAUAUCAUGCAAAGAGAAAUCAGAAACAGCACAAUUGCCCUCAAAUAAUGAAUCCCCCUUGCACAAGUCACAGGCCCCAGAUACUGAAUGCUCUUUGCACGAUCCGCUCAAUGAUCCAUCUCCUUCGCAUGAUCAAUCAAAUGGUCCAUCCUCUCAUCCAUCUUCCUCUAAUGAUCCACCUUCCUCUAAUGAUCCAGCUUCCUCUAAUGAUCCAGCUUCCUCUAAUGAUCCAUCUCCCUCACACGAUCAGAGCGGGUCUGCUAAACGUAUCCGUCUUAGUCUCUCUCCUCCCGUUUCGCUGCCCAUGUUGCCCCGCGAAAGCAUCUUGUCAGAGCUGGCUCGGGUCCUCGUUCAUCUUCUCUGCACUUUCCCGUCCAUCAAGGCAAUUGUCUUCUGUCCCAUUCGUCAGAUGUGCGAGCUCGUCAUCAAGGAAGUACGGACCAUCAUUCGUGAAAACAUUCCACAGUGGCAUGGUCUCCAUGAAAGGGACAUCAUGGCGUAUCGAGGUGGAUACUCCAAGUCAGACCGCCGUGCCAUUGAGCACCGGAUGUUUCUGGGCCAACUUCGUGCCAUUGUAGCGACUAAUGCACUCGAGUUGGGAAUUGAUCUUUCAGACUUGGACGUUGUGAUCUCAUGUGGCUUCCCGCAGCUGAAACUGAACUUGCACCAGCAGUUUGGCCGUGCUGGUCGAGGCAGAGAUUCCAAGGGCAGCUUGGCUAUUCUUGUAUGUGGCGCAGGGCCGGUUGACCGGUAUUACUUGAAAAACCCGCUCGAACUUUGUGACACUCGAUCGUACGAGGACCUUGGUGUGGCUGGUCUUCUCGACAGCACUCUGAACCAUGUGGUCAAGGCAAUGCAUUUGCAAUGUGCGGCCUUCGAGGACCCGAUCGAUCUCAUUCUAGACCGCCGCUGGUUUUCGCCCCACAACGAUCCCAAAAUGAACGAAGACUUUAUUCGCCUUUGCCAGGAAAACCUUCAUCCGGACGAUAGAAACGAAUAUCGUACUGAUCCAAGAUAUUUGCCAUGGCCCGCCGAAAAAGUGUCUUUGCGAGCAAUGGAACAGACAACGUAUGCCGUGGUGGAUAUCACCAACAACCGCAAUAUCAUCAUCGAGGAAAUCGAAGAGCUGCGUACAAGUUUCACUCUCUACGAAGGAGGGAUUUUUUUGCACCAGGGUUAUCCAUACUUGGUUAAAGAGUUCAAUCCCGAUGGGAAGUACGCUAAGGUAGAACGCGUGAAUGUUUCUUGGGUUACACAGCAGAGAGAUUUCUCGGACGUAGAUCCGGUGCAAAUUGAGCUCGUCAAACAGCUUUUCCCGCCCAGCGUCGCUACCCCAACCGACAUCCCCGUCUUCUAUGGCCAGGUUGAUACUACAAUUGUGGUGUUUGGUUUUUUCAAGGUCAAUAGGAAGCAAGAGAUUUUGGAGGUGGUGGAGGUCAAUAACCCACCAAUAGUCCUACGCUCAAAGGGCUUCUGGAUCGAUAUUCCUCACGGAGUACUCAAUGCCAUCAAAGAGAAAAAUCUCAGCGCUGCUGGAGGAAUUCAUGCUGCACAGCACGCCAUCAUGAAUAUCCUUCCUAUAUUCCUCAUUGGAGGUGCCACUACGAACCCAAACGCACGCUUCACCUCGACACUAGGUGACGCUGAGUUGACUACAGAGUGCAAAGCGCCAGAAAAAGAGUUUGCUCAACGCCAGACCAAGCGGAAGCGGCCGGCUCGCCUCAUUUUUCACGACUCCAAGGGCGGAGCCCAAGGCACAGGAAUGUCUGCCAAAACUUUUGAGCUCAUUGACAAAAUAAUCUAUAAAACGUACCAGUGCAUUCUGGAAUGCGAGUGUGAGUGGGGUUGCCCACUAUGUGUCACAGGUUCUUUUUGUAAAGAAGGCAUGUUGGUUAUGUCAAAACCAGCUGCCAUCAUCAUAUUGGGCAGUCUUCUUGGUUAUGACUUGGAUGAGUUGAAGCAACGUGUGCCCGACGGGCCAGAAGAGAAUAUGCCAGCCAUAAACGUCGAAACCAUCACUGAAGAGGGUCGGACAGUCAAGUUUGCUCCAGAUGUGGAAAUUUUGCAAGUGCGGAAAGCGGAAGCUCCACUUGUGAAGAUAGAGGACCCGUUGAUCAAGUGUGAGGAUCCGUGA
This is a messenger RNA of Clavispora lusitaniae ATCC 42720, 3801 nucleotides long. Its product is annotated as ATP-dependent 3'-5' DNA helicase. NCBI's taxonomy places the organism in Eukaryota, Fungi, Ascomycota, Pichiomycetes, Serinales, Metschnikowiaceae. The record is from RefSeq and is a predicted model, not a curated record. Gene Ontology annotation, molecular function: nucleic acid binding; ATP binding.